Messenger RNA from Drosophila novamexicana, 469 nucleotides. Its product is annotated as U-actitoxin-Avd3k-like. Gene Ontology annotation, molecular function: serine-type endopeptidase inhibitor activity. The record is from RefSeq and is a predicted model, not a curated record. The coding region runs from base 8 to 421 and encodes 137 amino acids. Lineage: Eukaryota; Metazoa; Arthropoda; Insecta; Diptera; Drosophilidae. The transcript is spliced from 2 exons.
UGAAACCAUGAAGUUUGUGCUUUAUUUCCUUGCGUUUGGCUUGGUUGUAGAAGUUUCAAGCCUGGGAUACACAAGGGAACCUUUUGUAAAGAAUUUGAAGUGUUUGUUCCGCGUUAAUCCAGGUCCAUGUAAGGGCAAACAUGAAAUGUUUGGCUACGAUGCCUUUGCCAGACAAUGCUCUAAAUUCUUUUACAGUGGCUGUGGCGGAAAUCCAAACCGUUUCGGUUCAGAGGUAGAAUGUCGGCAUGCUUGCAAGAAAAUUGUAUCCGUGGAUGAAUAUGAAGAUUAUGAAUACACAGACGAUCAGACAGAUAUAACAUUUCCAGACGUUGAAUAUACAGAUACUAAUGAUAAUUAUGAUAAAAAUACUGACGUAACUUACGUUACGGAUGACGAUUAUCAAAAUUAUGGAUAUCAAUAAUGAAAAACAAAAAGAAAUGCACAAAAAUUGAAACUAUGAAAACCAAAA